AUGGAUCAGACCUUAUUUGCUCCGACUGCGAUAUCCAUGUUCUUUGCCGUUACAUCUGCAAUGGAAGGCAAGAAUCCCAUCGCCCAAGUCAAAGAGAAGCUGGGGCCGACUUAUAAGAUGAAUUUCUUACUAUGGCCUUGGGUUCAGCUCUUGAACUUUACUUUGGUUCCUUUACAAUAUCGAUUGUUGUUUGUGAACACCGUCAAUUUAGCUCAAUGA
Talaromyces rugulosus is the source of this 219-nucleotide messenger RNA. RefSeq lists its product as uncharacterized. Lineage: Eukaryota; Fungi; Ascomycota; Eurotiomycetes; Eurotiales; Trichocomaceae. Gene Ontology annotation, cellular component: cytoplasm; membrane. The transcript has 2 exons. The record is from RefSeq and is a predicted model, not a curated record. Bases 1 to 219 code for a protein of 72 amino acids.